Messenger RNA from Meyerozyma guilliermondii ATCC 6260, 879 nucleotides. RefSeq lists its product as uncharacterized. The transcript has a single exon. Bases 1 to 879 code for a protein of 292 amino acids. NCBI's taxonomy places the organism in Eukaryota, Fungi, Ascomycota, Pichiomycetes, Serinales, Debaryomycetaceae. The record is from RefSeq and is a predicted model, not a curated record.
AUGGGUUCCAGAGUAUCUACGAGAAGGUUGCCUGAAACCGCCUCUAAGGCAGUGAAUGCGAAGAAAUCUUCAAUAGUUAAUCAACUUCCAACUCAAUCAUUAAAAAACAGCUAUGAAAAGCACUCGCAAGAGGAAAUGCAAAGACAAGCAUUUUUGGAUCCCAAGCAAGAAGGACACCUGAAGAAUGAUGAAACUUCAAAGAAAGAGACGUCAGAAGGCGGAAGCACACAGCUGCAUAGUCAAUUAUCGCAAAAUAACACUCAAAGUUUCGGAAGUUCGGGUCGUCGAACAGACAUUGCAACAAGUUCGAAUAACGUUCCGGAAGGCAAAGAUGGGUAUGACCCUCAAGUGUCACCAGAGCAGGAGAAGUAUUUCAUUGAUUCUAUAACCCAGCUUGGAAAGCAAGUUCAUUCUACGUCGCAAACAGCAAGGUCCAGACCAGAUUCAAUGGCAUUAAAGCAACUCCAAUUCCGCAAAAGUCUCUUUCAAAAGGGCCAAAAAGAGCUCGAACAGCAAAAAGAUCCACAAGGACCCAUGAUGAGCGGCGGAGCCAACGGUGGUGGUUCGGUCGAACGUACCAUGAUUCAUCCAAGAACAUUGGGAGCAAUAUUGAAAGAUCUCGAAGAUCCCCGGACGACCAAAUCCAUGAUUUUGGAGGACUAUCAGCUUGCUCCUGGCUUUCUCAGUGGUUUAGAACGGUUUAGAGUUGCAUCUACUGUUUAUAUUGAACCAAAGGAAGAUAAAGAGGGUGAAAUUGCUCCGGCCGUAGGUGAACCAGAAAGGACUUUAUUAGACUACGACGGAGCUGGAGAGGUGGGCGAAAAAAUGGACCAACAGAGAGUCGAAAAACUCAAGAGCAGGCUCGGUAUGGAUGAGUAA